Impatiens glandulifera is the source of this 1503-nucleotide messenger RNA. RefSeq names its product UV-B-induced protein At3g17800, chloroplastic. The transcript is spliced from 3 exons. The coding region runs from base 139 to 1347 and encodes 402 amino acids. The record is from RefSeq and is a predicted model, not a curated record. Lineage: Eukaryota; Viridiplantae; Streptophyta; Magnoliopsida; Ericales; Balsaminaceae.
CGUCUGUGCAGAGAAAACGCAAGCAAACUGGUGAACGCAAAUCGUUCAUUUCACUUCUUUGUUCAAAUCGCUGAUUUUCCAUUUCUCAAUCUCCAUCUUUACUCUUCCUGUUGGAUCGUCACUUUUCUCGAAUCAGAUAUGCAGGUUUCUGGAGUUCUAUCAGACGUAUCAGCGCUUCUUCCAUUUUCCGGCGGCUACAACUCAUCCAAUUUCCGCCAUUCCCGUACCUCUUCUUAUUACAAACUCUCACCUUCAAUCGGAUUCAGCAGAAGCUGUUCUUCAUAUUUCGUCAAGAAAUUAGGGUUCAAGCAUGAAUCAGUUAGAGGUUUAACAUUGAAAGCAACUUCAGAUCCAGGUGGUGAAUUAGAUCCGCCUAUCGCUCCUGUUCAAUUUGAUUCACCUAUAGGUCAAUUAUUGGGACAGAUAUUACAAACACAUCCACAUUUACUAUCUGCUGCUGUUGAUCAACAUCUUGAGAAUCUUCAAUCUGAAAGAGAAUCUCAACAAGAAGAAACUCAACCUUCACCUCAAGAUCUUCUCCUUUACAAGAGAAUAGCUGAAGUUAAAGAAAAGGAAAGAAAGAACACGCUUGAGGAAAUUCUAUACUGUUUGAUUGUUCAUAAGUUUGUUGACAAAGAAAUCAAAAUGAUCCCGAAAAUAUCAGUUUCAUCCGAUCCAACUUUACGCGUCGAUCUUUGGCCGAAUCAAGAACUGAAACUGGAGUCUGUUCAUAGCCAGGAGGCUUUCGAGAUGAUUCAGAGUCAUUUAUCUCUUGUUCUUGGUGAUCGUUUAGUUGGUCCCUUGGAUUCCAUAGUUCAGAUGAGUAAGAUUAAACUUGGGAAGCUAUAUGCAGCCUCGGUUAUGUAUGGGUAUUUCUUAAAACGAGUUGACGAGAGAUAUCAGUUGGAACAAUCGAUGAACACACUUAACAAAAACCUCGAUGUUGAUAGGUUUAAAGAACUUUCUGCAGCAAAUCCACUUUGGGAUCCUGAUUCUUUAAUCACUAUACGACCAGAUGAUGACGAUUACGAUGGUAAUGAAGAUAGAAAUGGAACGUUUAGAUUGAGAUCUUAUGUGAUGUAUCUUGAUACUGAGACGCUGCAGAGAUAUGCGACUAUAAGAAGUAAGGAAUCGAUUUCUUUAAUUGAGAAACAAACGCAGGCAUUGUUUGGGAGACCCGAUAUAAGAAUCAAUGAAGAAGGUUCUCUUGAAUCAUCGAACGAUGAAAUUAUCUCGUUGUCGUUUUCUGGAUUAACGAUGCUGGUUUUGGAAGCUGUUGCGUUUGGAUCGUUUCUUUGGGAAGCUGAAAACUAUGUUGAAUCCAAAUAUCAAUUCAUUAAUAGCUAAGUUCUUGUUUUUAUUUUGUUCAUCAUCUUUGUUUUUUUUUUCUUGGGACAAUUUGUUGUUUGUUCAUAGUUAAUAAAAAGAAAAACAGAGUCUGUUGUAGAUGACAAAUUUAAAUGGUACAAUCAAAUCGUGCCUUAUGGUUAGGAUUUUCGAACC